Molecule: messenger RNA, 4391 nt
Organism: Paramecium pentaurelia
Lineage: Eukaryota; Ciliophora; Oligohymenophorea; Peniculida; Parameciidae
Source: the annotation of a GenBank genome assembly
AUGAGAGGUUUAGUNAUUAGGUUUUGCAUUAGACAAUUUACAAAAAUACUAAGAAGCUAUUGAGUGUUACGAUAAAGCUAUUUCUAUUAAUCCAAAAUAUGAAUAUGCUUGGAAUAACAAAGGUAAUUAGUUUAUCAGCAUUAUUAAUUAGGUUUUGCAUUAGACAAUUUACAAAAAUACUAAGAAGCUAUUGAGUGUUACGAUAAAGCUAUUUCUAUUAAUCCAAAAUAUGAAUAUGCUUGGAAUAACAAAGGUAAUUAGUUUAUCAGCAUUAUUAAUUAGGUUUUGCAUUAGACAAUUUACAAAAAUACUAAGAAGCUAUUGAGUGUUACGAUAAAGCUAUUUCUAUUAAUCCAAAAUAUGAAUAUGCUUGGAAUAACAAAGGUAAUUAGUUUAUCAGCAUUAUUAAUUAGGUUUUGCAUUAGACAAUUUACAAAAAUACUAAGAAGCUAUUGAGUGUUACGAUAAAGCUAUUUCUAUUAAUCCAAAAUAUGAAUAUGCUUGGAAUAACAAAGGUAAUUAGUUUAUCAGCAUUAUUAAUUAGGUUUUGCAUUAGACAAUUUACAAAAAUACUAAGAAGCUAUUGAGUGUUACGAUAAAGCUAUUUCUAUUAAUCCAAAAUAUGAAUAUGCUUGGAAUAACAAAGGUAAUUAGUUUAUCAGCAUUAUUAAUUAGGUUUUGCAUUAGACAAUUUACAAAAAUACUAAGAAGCUAUUGAGUGUUACGAUAAAGCUAUUUCUAUUAAUCCAAAAUAUGAAUAUGCUUGGAAUAACAAAGGUAAUUAGUUUAUCAGCAUUAUUAAUUAGGUUUUGCAUUAGACAAUUUACAAAAAUACUAAGAAGCUAUUGAGUGUUACGAUAAAGCUAUUUCUAUUAAUCCAAAAUAUGAAUAUGCUUGGAAUAACAAAGGUAAUUAGUUUAUCAGCAUUAUUAAUUAGGUUUUGCAUUAGACAAUUUACAAAAAUACUAAGAAGCUAUUGAGUGUUACGAUAAAGCUAUUUCUAUUAAUCCAAAAUAUGAAUAUGCUUGGAAUAACAAAGGUAAUUAGUUUAUCAGCAUUAUUAAUUAGGUUUUGCAUUAGACAAUUUACAAAAAUACUAAGAAGCUAUUGAGUGUUACGAUAAAGCUAUUUCUAUUAAUCCAAAAUAUGAAUAUGCUUGGAAUAACAAAGGUAAUUAGUUUAUCAGCAUUAUUAAUUAGGUUUUGCAUUAGACAAUUUACAAAAAUACUAAGAAGCUAUUGAGUGUUACGAUAAAGCUAUUUCUAUUAAUCCAAAAUAUGAAUAUGCUUGGAAUAACAAAGGUAAUUAGUUUAUCAGCAUUAUUAAUUAGGUUUUGCAUUAGACAAUUUACAAAAAUACUAAGAAGCUAUUGAGUGUUACGAUAAAGCUAUUUCUAUUAAUCCAAAAUAUGAAUAUGCUUGGAAUAACAAAGGUAAUUAGUUUAUCAGCAUUAUUAAUUAGGUUUUGCAUUAGACAAUUUACAAAAAUACUAAGAAGCUAUUGAGUGUUACGAUAAAGCUAUUUCUAUUAAUCCAAAAUAUGAAUAUGCUUGGAAUAACAAAGGUAAUUAGUUUAUCAGCAUUAUUAAUUAGGUUUUGCAUUAGACAAUUUACAAAAAUACUAAGAAGCUAUUGAGUGUUACGAUAAAGCUAUUUCUAUUAAUCCAAAAUAUGAAUAUGCUUGGAAUAACAAAGGUAAUUAGUUUAUCAGCAUUAUUAAUUAGGUUUUGCAUUAGACAAUUUACAAAAAUACUAAGAAGCUAUUGAGUGUUACGAUAAAGCUAUUUCUAUUAAUCCAAAAUAUGAAUAUGCUUGGAAUAACAAAGGUAAUUAGUUUAUCAGCAUUAUUAAUUAGGUUUUGCAUUAGACAAUUUACAAAAAUACUAAGAAGCUAUUGAGUGUUACGAUAAAGCUAUUUCUAUUAAUCCAAAAUAUGAAUAUGCUUGGAAUAACAAAGGUAAUUAGUUUAUCAGCAUUAUUAAUUAGGUUUUGCAUUAGACAAUUUACAAAAAUACUAAGAAGCUAUUGAGUGUUACGAUAAAGCUAUUUCUAUUAAUCCAAAAUAUGAAUAUGCUUGGAAUAACAAAGGUAAUUAGUUUAUCAGCAUUAUUAAUUAGGUUUUGCAUUAGACAAUUUACAAAAAUACUAAGAAGCUAUUGAGUGUUACGAUAAAGCUAUUUCUAUUAAUCCAAAAUAUGAAUAUGCUUGGAAUAACAAAGGUAAUUAGUUUAUCAGCAUUAUUAAUUAGGUUUUGCAUUAGACAAUUUACAAAAAUACUAAGAAGCUAUUGAGUGUUACGAUAAAGCUAUUUCUAUUAAUCCAAAAUAUGAAUAUGCUUGGAAUAACAAAGGUAAUUAGUUUAUCAGCAUUAUUAAUUAGGUUUUGCAUUAGACAAUUUACAAAAAUACUAAGAAGCUAUUGAGUGUUACGAUAAAGCUAUUUCUAUUAAUCCAAAAUAUGAAUAUGCUUGGAAUAACAAAGGUAAUUAGUUUAUCAGCAUUAUUAAUUAGGUUUUGCAUUAGACAAUUUACAAAAAUACUAAGAAGCUAUUGAGUGUUACGAUAAAGCUAUUUCUAUUAAUCCAAAAUAUGAAUAUGCUUGGAAUAACAAAGGUAAUUAGUUUAUCAGCAUUAUUAAUUAGGUUUUGCAUUAGACAAUUUACAAAAAUACUAAGAAGCUAUUGAGUGUUACGAUAAAGCUAUUUCUAUUAAUCCAAAAUAUGAAUAUGCUUGGAAUAACAAAGGUAAUUAGUUUAUCAGCAUUAUUAAUUAGGUUUUGCAUUAGACAAUUUACAAAAAUACUAAGAAGCUAUUGAGUGUUACGAUAAAGCUAUUUCUAUUAAUCCAAAAUAUGAAUAUGCUUGGAAUAACAAAGGUAAUUAGUUUAUCAGCAUUAUUAAUUAGGUUUUGCAUUAGACAAUUUACAAAAAUACUAAGAAGCUAUUGAGUGUUACGAUAAAGCUAUUUCUAUUAAUCCAAAAUAUGAAUAUGCUUGGAAUAACAAAGGUAAUUAGUUUAUCAGCAUUAUUAAUUAGGUUUUGCAUUAGACAAUUUACAAAAAUACUAAGAAGCUAUUGAGUGUUACGAUAAAGCUAUUUCUAUUAAUCCAAAAUAUGAAUAUGCUUGGAAUAACAAAGGUAAUUAGUUUAUCAGCAUUAUUAAUUAGGUUUUGCAUUAGACAAUUUACAAAAAUACUAAGAAGCUAUUGAGUGUUACGAUAAAGCUAUUUCUAUUAAUCCAAAAUAUGAAUAUGCUUGGAAUAACAAAGGUAAUUAGUUUAUCAGCAUUAUUAAUUAGGUUUUGCAUUAGACAAUUUACAAAAAUACUAAGAAGCUAUUGAGUGUUACGAUAAAGCUAUUUCUAUUAAUCCAAAAUAUGAAUAUGCUUGGAAUAACAAAGGUAAUUAGUUUAUCAGCAUUAUUAAUUAGGUUUUGCAUUAAAUAAUUUACAAAAAUACUAAGAAGCAAUUAAGUGCUUAGAUGAAGCUAUUUCUAUUAAUCCAAAAUUUGAAAAUGCUUGGAAUAACAAAGGUAAUUAGUUUAUAAGCAUUAUUAAUUAGGCUCUGCAUUAGACAAUUUACAAAAAUACUAAGAAGCUAUUGAGUGUUACGAUAAAGCUAUUUCUAUUAAUCCAAAAUAUGAAUAUGCUUGGAAUAACAAAGGUAAUUAGUUUAUCAGCAUUAUUAAUUAGGUUUUGCAUUAAAUAAUUUACAAAAAUACUAAGAAGCUAUUGAGUGUUACGAUAAAGCUAUUUCUAUUAAUCCAAAAUAUGAAUAUGCUUAGAAUAACAAAGGUAAUUAGUUUAUAAGCAUUAUUAAUUAGGUUUUGCAUUAAAAAAUUUACAAAAAUACUAAGAAGCUAUUGAGUGUUAUGAUAAAGCUAUUUCUAUUAAUCCAAAAUUUGAAUAUGCUUGGAUUAAUAAAGGUAAAUUAAAUAAUAAUUUAGGCAUCACAUUACAUAAAAUAAAGACAUUUAAAGAUGCUAUAUUUUGUUAUAACUAAGCUCUAUCAUAAUGCAUGAAUCCAUUAACAUUAAAGCUCAAAGGAAUAUUAACUAAAAUUAAAAAAAUUUAGCUGAUUCAUUAUUUGAAUCAGGUAACAAAAAUGAAGCUAAAUAAUGUUAUUUAUCUGCAUUGGAAGAAGGAUCAAAAGAAAAAGAUUAUAUAUAGAAAUAGCUUAAAAAGUUAUGAAUCAAUUAUUAUAUCAUAAAAUCCCAUUAUUUAAUCAAAUAAUUUAAUUUAUUAGAAUUCUCCUUAUUUAUUUUUACUUUUCUCAAAUUAUAACUUUAACAAAAUGAAAUCAAAUUAAUUACAAUUCAAAAUAAUCUUAAUACUAAAUUUAAUAUAAAUUUAGAUAUAAUUUUUUCUCUAAUAAUGUUGUAAAUAAAAGAAAUGA